AUGCAGGUUUAUGUCGAUUAUAGAGAUGUUAACUCAAUAUCAAAUAAAAAGACAUUAGCAUAUGUGAAUAAUUUCGUUAUAAACACAACACAAUUUUUAAAUAGAUUCAAUUAUCUAUGUGAACAAAAACUAUGCGAUAUAUCAAAUCAUUUACAAAAGUUAGAGAUUACAAUGUCACUUUUAGAGAUUAAAUUAGGAUCAAUCGAUGGAUUAGAAUCAUUACCAUCCUCUGCAAACGUACCUGUACAUAAUACCCAACCAACAACUCAACAAAAUACACCACCACCACCAACAGCAGCAGCAACAACCUCUUCAAAUAUUCCACCACCACCACCACCACCUCCACCACCUAUGACUGGUGUCCCACCUCCACCACCACCACCACCCCCACCACCUAUUUCAAAAUCUAAUAUACCACCUCCACCAGCAACACAACAAAAUACACAAGAAUCAGAUGAUGACGAUGAAGAUAAUAAUAAUAAUGAUAAAAAUAAUAAUAAUAGAGAUGAUGAAGAUGAUGAUGAUGAAACUUCUUCUCAAGCACCACCACCACCUCCAAUGCCAACAUUACCAUCAUCACAAUCAUUAAUGGAUAAUUUAGCAGCAGUUUUAGCAAUGAAAAAACAACAAAGAAAUCCACAACCACCACAACCACAACCACAAUCACCAUCACCACAACCACCACCACCACCAACAACAACCUCAUCAAUACCAGUCCCACCACCACCAUUUUCAGGUGCAAAUAAUAAUUCAGAUGAUGAUGAUGACGAUGAUGAAGGUCCAUCACUUUCAAUACCCGCCCCACCUUCAAUGAUGGUAAUGAGUGGAAAUAAUAAUAGUAAUAGUAAUAGUUAUAGUAAUAAUAAUAAUAAUAAAGAUGACGACGAUGAUGAUGAUGAUGAUGAUGACGAUGACGAUAACUCAAUUUCAAUACCAAAACCACCUCAAAUGGAUGAUAUAAUGAUACCAGCACCACCAACUGAUCUUUUUAUUCCAGCACCACCAUCAAUAAGAAAUUAUGACGAUGCAGAUGAUGACGAUGAUGAUGAUGAUGAAUCAUGGUAA
Messenger RNA from Dictyostelium discoideum AX4, 1065 nucleotides. RefSeq lists its product as hypothetical. Lineage: Eukaryota; Evosea; Eumycetozoa; Dictyosteliales; Dictyosteliaceae. The transcript is spliced from 2 exons. Bases 1 to 1065 code for a protein of 354 amino acids. The record is from RefSeq and is a predicted model, not a curated record.